This is a messenger RNA of Anopheles maculipalpis, 1158 nucleotides long. Its product is annotated as laminin subunit alpha-1-like. Lineage: Eukaryota; Metazoa; Arthropoda; Insecta; Diptera; Culicidae. The record is from RefSeq and is a predicted model, not a curated record. The transcript has 3 exons. The coding region runs from base 1 to 1158 and encodes 385 amino acids.
AUGUGGAAUCUUUUGACAAAAAAGCUGGGUGUUUUAAUCCUGCUUGGAACUGUUUUGUUCGUCCAUUGUUCCGACUCAGAAGAAGAGUUGCAACCAUACAAGCAAUUCGAUGUGGUGGUAGCGGAGGGUAAGCGAUUGAAGCUUUGGUUGGAUAAUGGUCAACGCGCCCUGUGCAACCCGGUGUGGUAUUUUAACGGUAGACCCGUUGCAAAGUCACACUGCAACUCUAACUAUGGAGAGUUCGUGUGUUUGGCAGUGACACGCAACGAUGCUGGACGGUAUGACCUGUGGGCAGGGGAUGGCACUCGUCACGGUCAGAAACGGCUGAUGUUUUCUGCGAACGUACAGGUAAUGAGAGAGGUUGAGCAUGGGUCGUAUAGAGCGAGCGAGCCAGUUGUACCGAUUGUGCAGGAAGCUGAGUCGGUCGAACGACAGCUACAGUAUCAACUAUGGGAUGAUUGCUUCUGUUCCGGUGUGACCAAUCGAUGUGGAAUGGCGCAAAACCUGUUUUGGACGAGAAGUAAUUUCACCCUCGCAAAAGCAAUCCCCCUUACGACGACGUUGUUGGAUGAUGAGACGGCCACGGACUAUUUAGAAAUACCGUCAUACGUAUGGAACGGCAACCUGAUUACGGCCUACGGUGGCUAUUUACGUUUUCCAGUUACGGAUGACUGUUACGCCAAUCGAAGGAAACCCUGCAUUCUGAUGUUCGACAGGCGGAACCGUCAUCGAGCGAUUGGAUACUAUCUACCUCCGUCACAUGACCAGAGACAUGUGCAGGUACCUAUGAAGGAAUCGAGCUGGACGGUUGUACCAACGAGAGAUGAACGUGGUGAACGGGUGCUAGAGGAUACGAUUGAUAAGUUUAUCUUCAUGAGCACGCUCAGCAACAUUCAGGAGAUAUACAUUCGUGGAAGGUAUAGGACGCGUAACGUGGAUAACGUUCUCAGCAUCGAUAUGGCAACACUGUUCAACGAAGGUUUGGGACAGGUGACUACAGUAGAAGAAUGCGACUGUCACCCAGGCUAUGGUGGACUAUCGUGCGAGAUGUGCGAGCAGGGAUACUUCAGGGUGUAUGAAUCGAUCAGUUCAGCUGGGAUCUGUAUAAGCUUCAAGGAGCGUUGGAUGUCACUCAAAAGAAGGUAUCGGUUGGAAUGA